AUGAAAGUGUUUUGCUGAUCUCAGUGUUUUUUAUUAAAAUCCUGUCUUUAUUUUGUUGUAUUUAGACUCAUUUGCGAUUUAUGUCUGCUAAUUAAAGAUAGAAGCUACUAGAAACUAUGGGAGCUGCAUUAGGUGUCUGUUCACUGGCUCAGCUGGCCUGCUGUUGCACCAGUACCGCCUGCUCGCUGUGUUCUAUGUGCCCAUCAUGGUCCAACUCCACAUCCAGCCGCAUCAUGUAUACCAUCAUGUUGCUGCUCACCAUGGUGCUUGCCUGCAUCACCCUCGCACCGGGAUUACAUGAUACUAUGAAGAAGGUACCAUUCUGUGCAAAUUCUACAGCACUUGUGCCAAGUGAUUUUAAAGUUGAUUGUGAUGCAGCAGUUGGUUAUUUAGCAGUUUACAGGAUCUUCUUUGCAGUAUGUUUGUUCUUUGUGUUCAUGGCGUUACUCAUGAUAGGUGUACGAUCAUCUAAGGAUCCCAGAGCUGGAUUCCAAAAUGGAUUUUGGGGGAUCAAAUACCUGCUCGUGAUUGGUGGUAUUAUUGGAGCGUUUUUCAUUCCCGAGGGACAGUUUGCUUACACCUGGAUGGUAUUUGGGAUGAUCGGCGGCUUCUGCUUUAUUAUAAUCCAACUUAUCCUCAUUGUUGAUUUUGCUCAUACUUGGGCUGAAAAUUGGGUCUCAAAAUAUGAAGAAUCCGAAUCUAAAGGAUGGUAUGCUGCCCUGUUGCUUUCCAUGUUGACUUGCUUUGCUCUUACACUCACUGGUGUAGUUCUACUUUACAUCUACUACACCAAGCCAAGCGGAUGUGAUCUAUCCAAGUUCUUUAUAUCCAUCAACCUGAUACUUGUGGUGAUAGCGAGCGCUAUAUCCAUCCUGCCGGCGGUGCAAGAGCACCAGCCGCGCUCGGGGCUGCUGCAGUCGUCGGUGGUGUCGCUCUACGUCAUCUACCUCACCUGGUCCGCUCUCUCCAACUCCGAGGCUGAGUGCAACGCGAGCAUCACUGCAACUGGCCAGGAGAUUAAAGGGGACGUGUAUUGGACGUCAUUCGACAAGCAGUCUAUAAUCGGGCUGAUCGUGUGGGCAUGCAGCGUUCUCUACUCUUCAAUCCGCACUGCCUCCAACUCCUCCAAAAUCACCAUGUCCAAUCACAUACUAGCUAGUGAUGGAAAAGGAGGGCAAGGCGGUCUUAUCGCUGAAGAAGAGGGCGACGGCGGGGAGGCGGGGCGCGCGGAGGGGCAGGUGUUCGACAACGAGGGAGACGGAGUCGCCUACUCAUGGUCCUUCUUCCACGUCGUGUACGCGCUCGCCUCGCUUUAUAUUAUGAUGACCCUCACCAACUGGUACAACCCGAGCUCUCAACUGUCCAAGGAAAAUAUGGCGUCAAUGUGGAUCAAGAUCACGUCGUCUUGGCUGUGCGUCGGCCUUUACAUAUGGACCCUGGUCGCACCCGCUAUAUUCCGAGACAGAGAAUUUAAUUAAUUUAUUUACUUAAUGAUUUGAUUAUUCGAAUUAAUUUUAAGGAUAUUUCUAAUCAAUGUUAUUAUUAUUCUUAUAACUAUAAUAAUAAUUAAAGAUCUCAGUCGCCGGCUUUCGGUUGCAGAUUCUUUCUUAUUUUCCACUUAUUCAAUCUUUAACUAGUCUUGUCUUACGCUACUCAACUUAAUUUCGCUAUAUUGUCUUACUAAAAACUAGAUGGUUGAGUACCUUAAUGUGUAGCUUUAAAUUUAAGUGUGACUAUGUAAAAGAUUAAAUCUUAAAUAAACAAAAUCUAAGAACAA
Messenger RNA from Aricia agestis (brown argus), 1777 nucleotides. RefSeq names its product serine incorporator 1 (gene Serinc). The coding region runs from base 117 to 1478 and encodes 453 amino acids. The record is from RefSeq and is a predicted model, not a curated record. The transcript has 12 exons. Lineage: Eukaryota; Metazoa; Arthropoda; Insecta; Lepidoptera; Lycaenidae. Gene Ontology annotation, cellular component: membrane.